CUCUGGCUCUGCCCGCUUCAGUCCGCGCUUUCCGCAGCCUGUGCGAGCGCGGCGGCAGCAGCAGGAGCAGCAGCUGGGGGCUCCCUCGGCAGCCCAGGCUGGAUCUUCGUUUCCUCUUAGGAGAAAAAAAACGAGGGAGGGAGGGAGCCUGGAGCACUGCGUGAAGGUGAGGCAUCCCCCGCCCCCCUACUCCGGCGAAUACAAAAAUUGCCACCGGCCCAGUUUCAAGUGUUCUGCCACGAAAGGAAGACGAUCCUCCUCCUUUUUUAAAAAAACAAAAAGCCUCCUCAAUGAGUGCCAAGCUUUCCAAGGAGUUGAGGCUCUCCCUGCCGCCGUGCCUCUUGAACAGGACAUCUGGCUCUCCAAAUGCCAGCAGCACCUGCAUCACGCAAGUGGGCCAGCUCUUCCACUCUUUCUCCUCCACGGUCGUUCUGAUUGUCUUGAUCACCCUCAUCCUUUGCCUCAUCCUGCUCUCUCUCAUUACUUUCCACGUCCACAAGAGGAAGAUGAAGAAGCGGAAAAUGGAAAGAGCUCAGGAGGAGUAUGAACGGGACCACUGCAGCGCCACCAGCAACGAGUCGGGGAAUCCGUGUGAAAUACCCCAAGGAAGAGAAUCAUCCGGCCUUGGAAGAACCGGCCAGGAUUCUAAUAGCCAGUGUACUUCUGCCAUGGAACCCCAGAACCCCCAUCCGGCAAGAUCCUGUUUGGACACAGAUGCUCCAGGGCUCUUGCAAACAGUGGUAUUGUCUUGAUUUCCUUGAUUUUAUUAUUUUUUUGUGUGUGGAGACCUCACCAAAAGACACUUGUUUGGUGUUUGUACAUACCUGAGUGAUUAUUAUAAUCCUGAUGAAGAAAAUUAUUAUUAUUACUAUUACUAUGAUUGAUAAUGAAAGAACGAGCCAGCCAGAAUUCAAGCGCAUGACAAAUUCUAUUGCGUUUCUUCUUGACUUUUGCAAAGGGAAGGAUGCAUCUCUUCAUUUAUGUAUUUUCCCCCCCUUUCAAGAGAAGACGAGAAAAAGCAAAGCUGCACA
Gekko japonicus is the source of this 1031-nucleotide messenger RNA. RefSeq names its product chromosome unknown open reading frame, human C11orf87. The record is from RefSeq and is a predicted model, not a curated record. The transcript is spliced from 2 exons. NCBI's taxonomy places the organism in Eukaryota, Metazoa, Chordata, Lepidosauria, Squamata, Gekkonidae. Bases 291 to 752 code for a protein of 153 amino acids.